GCCAUGUAGGUAGGUAGGUACGCUGUGCGUGUCACGUGUCGCGUCGCCCGGUCGCGCCGCUCGUCGUCCUCCCACCGCCCGCGCCGCUCGUCGUCCUCCCACCGCCCGCGCCGUUCGUCGCUCUCCCGCCGCCCGCGGCAUACCGCGGCAGCUUGCGACCAUUCAGUUGAGUCAAUACGAUUACUAGGACUGCACGUGAUCAAGUUUUUGAUACCAAAUUUUAAAACUCGAAAAUAAGCUAAGAAUAAAUUCCGUACCUAGAUAGUGAUUGUUUAUAGUUUUACGAGCACUGUUUUAAGCAGUUCACGAUGGAUAAAUGGCUAAAACCUGGGAUUGCUAAGGGGAAACGUGGUGCUAGCUUUGUGGACAGUAAUGUUAAUACUUAUCAAUCUAAUCAAGCUUUUGACCAAGUCUCAUCUUCACCAGAAGGAGAGACAAUUGAAAAAAAAACGGAAAUUACCAGUGGUGCUAGUUGUUCAGUAAGAACUUAAUUCUAUUUUUUAUAAUUUAUUUCAAUUUGUUAAAGUUACACGUAUGUGUCCGCGCUUAUACGAACUGUUUUUUAUUGCAUUUUUUUUUCAGGGUAUUGGUACGGAAGACACUUUUGUUGAACAAAAUCAGCAAAACUCAGUGAUACCAUCUACUACCGACCAUACUGAACGUCAAGCGGGAAUAUCUUCAAAAAAGAGAAAAUAUGAUGAGUCCUAUCUGUCCUAUGGAUUUAUACCGAUAGGGAAUGCUGAAAAUCCUGAUGGAAAAUGUGUUGUUUGCAGCAAGAUUUUGUUGAAUAGCUCCCUGGCACCUGCAAAGCUUAAGCGUCACCUUGAUACUAAUCAUCCUCACCUCAAAAAUAAAAACAUUAGUUUUUUUGAAAGACAAAGAGAUGUACAUCAAGCAGGUGUGACCGCUUUACAAAAAUAUGCAAAAACUGAUAAUGAAAACGCCACGAAAGCCUCAUUCAUGCUAAGUUAUAAGAUUGCACGAGCUGGAAAACCUCACACAAUAGCCGAGGAUUUUUUGAAACCAUGCAUGACUGAAGUUGUUGCCUGCUUGCUUGGAGAGGAUUCAGCUAAGAAAGUGGCAACGGUACAGUGUUCGAACAACAUCGUAUCUGACCGUAUUCAUAAGAUUUCAGACCACAUUGAAGAUGAAUUGAUUGAUAGAUUGAAAGAGAGCAAUGCAUUUGCAAUGCAACUGGACGAAAGUACGGAUGUUGCCGGACUAGCAAUACUGCUAGUUUUUGUCAGAUAUCCAUACAGAGAAUCUAUCGAAGAAGAUUUGUUUCUCUGUGCUCCUUUGGAGGCCAAUACAACUGGAGAAGAAAUUUUUAAAGUUAUUGAUGAAUACAUGAAAAAAAACAAAAUUGAUUGGAAUAAAUGUAUUGAUGUAUGCAGCGAUGGAGCUGCAGCCAUGAUUGGUAAAGUAAAAGGAACAGUGUCAAGAAUUAAAACUGUUGCGCAAAAUUGUACUAGCAGUCAUUGUAUUUUACAUCGUCAUGCUCUUGCCGUGAAAAGAGUGCCAUCUGAUUUAAAACAAGUCCUUGAUCAAGCCGUACAAAUCGUCAAUUUUGUGAAAACACGUCCACUGCAGUCAAGGCUAUUCAAAAAAACGUGUGAAGACAUGAAAAGUCAGCAUCAAUCACUCCUUCUACACACGGAAGUGAGGUGGCUUUCCAGAGGAAGGGUUUUAAACAGAUUAUAUGAAUUGCGCGAUGAACUGAAAGUUUUCUUACAGACCCUUCCUUCGCCUGCAAGUGCUAGCUAUCUUGAACUGUUACGAGACGAGCGAUGGUUGAUGAGAUUGGCUUAUUUGGCUGACAUAUUUGAUAAACUGAACACAGUGAGCAGCUCUUUGCAGGGAAGAAUGAUAACCAUAUUUACAGUGAGUGACAAAGUAUCUUCAUUGAAAGAGAAAAUCGCCUUGUGGAUUGAAUGUCUUGGACAAAAAAGGUAUGAGUGUUUUCCACUACUUGAGCAAUUUCUCAAAAAAUAUAAUCAUCUUCAAAUCGCUACAGACGUAGAGAUAAGUAUACGUGAACAUUUGACAAACCUAAAAACAUCUUUGGAGGAAUAUUUUCCAGAAGAAAAGCUUCGGUUACGGGAAAUCGAAUGGGUCCGAAAUCCAUUUAGGAUUAGUACCAAACCUUUAACACUGACUGUAUUGGAAUAUGAAAAUUUAAUUGAUAUUAAAAAUUCAUCCACACUCCAACAACUUUUCGAAUCUGAAGCUAUCAUGAACCCGAGUCAAUUUUGGAUUGGCCUGAAAAACGAAUACCCGGGCAUUGCUGAAAAAGCUAUCAUAGCAUUACUCCCAUUUGUGACAACUUACAGAUGCGAGGCUGGGUUUUCAGCGUACGCCUACACGAAAAAUAAGUUUAGGAGUAGGUUGAAUGCUGCACCAGACCUCCGCAUCCAAUUGUCGGACAUAAAACCUGACUUCGAUGUAAUUUUAAGGAAAACUAUGAAGAGAUUUCAUUCAUCACAUUAAAAUUUUUGUAAUUACCUUUUCUUCUAACUAAGUAAAUAUUUUUAUCUUAAAAAGUCUUUCUCUUAACAUCAAACU
Messenger RNA from Maniola jurtina (meadow brown), 2562 nucleotides. RefSeq names its product zinc finger BED domain-containing protein 5-like. The transcript is spliced from 2 exons. The coding region runs from base 535 to 2487 and encodes 650 amino acids. Lineage: Eukaryota; Metazoa; Arthropoda; Insecta; Lepidoptera; Nymphalidae. The record is from RefSeq and is a predicted model, not a curated record.